Messenger RNA from Podarcis lilfordi (Lilford's wall lizard), 16122 nucleotides. NCBI's taxonomy places the organism in Eukaryota, Metazoa, Chordata, Lepidosauria, Squamata, Lacertidae. The record is from the annotation of a GenBank genome assembly.
AUGGCGGCGGCGCUGCUCUUGUCAGCCUCGCGGGGCUUGUUGGGCCGCAGUUUCCUCGCUCCCGGAGUAAGCCGGCCAUUCAGUACGGGUGAGUCAGCCCGUCUGCGCGGAGGAGAAGUGGGGGCCCAGUCGCCUGGCGAUGACGUCACCGGAGUCAUGUCGCCGUAGUUCCCAUUACAGUAUUUGAAUGCUUAGAAAGCCGAUCUCGUGUAUCGUGUCAUCCGGGUUACUCAAACUUGGGUCUCCAGCUGCUGUUGGACUACAGUCUCCAGGGAAGGAAGUCGAUGGGCUCUAAGGAGCCAGGGAGGUAAAGUUGAUAAUAAUGAUGUGAUUGUAUAUUAUUAAAUGGAAAACUAUCUAUCUAUACAGUAGUACCUCAGGUUAAGACCUUAAUUCGUUCCGGAGGUCCGUACUUAACCUGAAACUGUGCUUAACCUGAAGCACCACUUUAGCUAAUGGGGCCUCCCGCUGCCGCUGCGCCGCCGGAGCAAGAUUUCUGUUCUCAUCCUGAAGCAAAGUUCUUAACCUGAGGUACUAUUUCUGGGUUAGCGGAGUCUGUAACCCGAAGCGUAUGUAACCUGUACCACUGUACAGUCAUACCUCGGGCUGAAUGUGCUUCGGGAUGAGCGCGUUCAAGUUGCACUCUGCGGCAACCCGGAAGUAACGGAGCGCAUUGCUUCCGGGUUUCGCCGCUUGCGCAGACGCUCAAAAUGACGUCAUGCGCAGAAGCGCCGAAACGUGACCCACGCAUGCUUAGACGCGCAGACAUGGGUUACGUUUGCUUCUAGAUACAAACAGGGCUCCGGAACGGAUCCCGUUCGCUUCUAGAGGUACCACUGUAUCUAUACAGUGGUACCUUGGGUUACAUACGCUUCAGGUUACAUACACUUCAGGUUACAGACUCCGCUAACCCAGAAAUGUACCUUGGGUUAAGAACUUUGCUUCAGGAUGACAACAGAAAUCGUGCUCCGGCGGCGCGGCAGCAGCAGCAGGAGGCCCCAUUAGCUAAAGUGGUGCUUCAGGUUAAGAACAGUUUCAGGUUAAGUACGGACCUCCAGAACGAAUUAAGUACUUAACCUGAGGUACCACUGUAUCUAUAUAUAUAAAAAUGGAAAACACACACACAUAUAAAUUAGUUUUCCAUUUAAUAAUAUACAAUCACAUCCUUAUUAUCAACUUUAUCUCUCCUUAGAGCCCCUCGACUUCCUUCCCUCCUGCCUCAUGGCUUUCAAAAUUAACCUUUAUAUCACUGCAUUUUAUACGUUUUCCAGUUCUAAUUAUGCUCAUUACAAAACACCUCAAAAGUUAAAUAAAUAUAAAAAGGGAGAGAAUUUCUCAUUACAAGUCUUCAGACAACCCUGCUAGUGAUGUUACUUGAUUACAAUAAUCUUUCAAAUAUAUAAAUUUACUCCAGUCCUUUUGGAAUACUUGAUGAUGCUGGUUUGGGAUUUUUCAUGUCAGCAUCUGGGGACCCAACUUUUGAGUCACGCUAGCUUCUGUGAGCUUGUUCACUCAGAUCAGAAGCAAAUCCUGUUGAUUUUAAUGCUGCUUGCUUCCUGGUGACUUAAUCCCUAGAAACAAUUCCUAGGUAGCGUUCAUCUCUGCCUGGCGCAUGUAGAUUUGACUUCAGUGGGGAACACUCCUUCAGAGGAGUGGAGUCAACCCUUCUCGUGAGGGGUGCUUGUGGGGUGUCCCUGUUUAAUACCAGUGGGGUCAUAACUAUGUUCUGCUUUGUUUCUGGGCCCAGUUUAAGGUGCCAAUUUCCCCUCCUAUAAAGUGCCACAUGGGUCCUCAGACUUCAGUACCUGAAGGAACACUUUUUUCCGUAAGUCCCAUGAGCUUAUCAGCAGAAGCCCUUCUCCGAGAACUCUGGCUGCAAUAUUGUACACCUUCUGAAAUUUCUGCUCCUCGGCUGUAACCGUUAUGCUGUAACUGUUAUGCUGGCCUCGGUCCAGUAUACCUGAAGGAGCAUCUCCAUCCCCAUCAUUCACUGAGGUCCAGCUCCAAGGGCCUUCUGGCGGUUCCCUCACUGUGAGAAGUGAGGUUACAGGGAACCAGGCAGAGGGACUUACUGAUAGUGGCGCCUGCCCCAUGGAACGCAAUCCCAUCAGAUGUCAAAGAAAUAAGCAACUGUCCUACUUUUAAAAGACAUCUGAAGGCAGCCCUGUUUAGGGAAGUUUUUAAUGUUUAAUGCUGUAUUGUGUUUUUAAUAUUCGAUUGGGAGCCGCCCAGAGUGGUUGGGGAAACCCAGCCAGAUGGCUGGGGUAUAAAUAAUAAAUUAUUAUUAUUUUAUUAGCAUGGGUAGGCCUUGAUCCCAAGUUGCCCACAUCUAAAUCUGAGUAAGUAGUAUUUUUGGACAUAUGCAAUGUGAGAAUUUCCAAGGUGAGUACCUAAAGAACAGAUCCCAAGGGUGGAGUUUUUACAAUGACAGACCUACCAUUUCUGGUCACUUUUUCUCUUCCAGGAAUCCCUAACCAAAUGCGUGUGAAGGAGCCCCCCCGCCCCAAACCAGUCGAUCGAUGGACAGAGAAACGAGCACUAUUUGGGGUCUAUGACAAUAUUGGCAUUCUGGGUAAAUAUUGGGGAUGCAGAGUUACUGAACAGAUAAAUCGGGUAGCGUGCAACUUUAUGCCAGCAAACACAGGCUUUCUUUUCCUCUCCUGCCCCCCCUGCAGCCCUCCACAGUUCCCCAAUCUGCUCUGGGGGUCCCUCAACCCAUUGCUUUUUGAGGGAGGGGGAAGGGAGCUGACAUGAAAGCCUCACUCUCGGGGAGAUAUGCUGGCAUUUGGUGACAAGCAGUAAGGGAAAGACAUGUAUAUCUGUUAAUAGGUAUUUGUUAGGAGUGCUCCCCAACUGAAGGAAUGCACAUGGCGGAUAGUUAACUCUUUAUUGUCAAGGAUAAUACUUAACACUCCCUCUCUACCACUUUAUGUACCUACCCCGUCACAGCCCAAGACUGCCUGCAUGGCAACUUCCUCUGCUCCUCCCUUUUCAGUCCUCUCCUGGUGGUGGGAGACAGUGGUGCAGGAGAGGGUGGAGAAGCACAUGGGCCCUACACUUACCUGACCUGCCUCUUCCUCCUGUUCUUUCAACCCAUCCUGUGCUCCAUCCUGCAGCUCCGAAGCUUCCCCUGCCUCCGACUCUUGCCCCCUAGCCGAUAUAGUUCCCCAAAAAUCACUGACCCCUCUGCCCUGUGUCAGACUCCAGCUCCUGCCAGUCGCUGACAGCAUUUUUAUUAUUACUUUCGUGCUCAGGAGGUUGGCAGGGCAGCAUGGGUGCCUUGGGAGGUGUGUGCAAAAGAGGAAGGGGGACAGUGUCUGGCCUACAGCCCCAAGGCUGACCUCCCUCUUUUUUAUGUCUGUUGUCUCUCUUUCUCUCUUUUUAGGGGACUUUAAGGCCCACCCCAGGGACCUGAUCAUCGGCCCCAAAUGGUUACGCGGCUGGCGGGGGAAUGAACUUCAGAGAUGCAUCCGCAAAAAGAAAAUGGUGGGUGACCGAAUGUUCGUGGAUGAGUACCACAACCUGAACAAGAGGAUUAGAUAUUUGUACAGGCGUUAUAACCGCACUGGGAAGCAUCGCUGAGAGCAGCUCCGCGUUCGCGAGCAUCUGUCCCGAAGAACACGGUGCAAAAUAUUUGCUCAUGUUCUUAGGGCUCCAAAGAGAACUAUGGAUGUGGAAAGUUGUUCUAAUGAUCUUAUGCUUAUUAUGUUUCCAUUGUAUGCCACCUCAUCUACCAAUAUAUUCCUGUACAAUGUACUAAUGUCCCAUUGUGAGUGUACUGCUGUGACUUUUUUUCAGUCCAAGGGCUACAUGUUCUAGUAGAGAUAUUGGGAAGGGGCAUACAAGCUAGUGAUGGGUGGUGCCACUUUGUAAUGUAGGCUACAUUCCAACCAUGCAAAAACCAGAGGUUGCUACACACAUUUCCUCCCAUCCAUCAUCCAUGCCAAAGUAGUUGAGGAGGGUAUGGAGAAGGACCUUAUUAGAAACUCAGAUAUAUAAGCUGAUUGUCAAAUGGCACAUUAAACCUAGGUUAUGGUCAUCACAAUGGAAUGCUUAGGUGCCAUUUCCCCCCCGUGAAUUAUUAUUAUUAUUAUUAUUAUUAUUUUAUUCCAUUAAGGAGAAAAUCAUCUCAAAGCAGUUUACAACACAUUAGAACAUAAAAUAGAACAAUCCAGAAUAAAACGAAUUCAAGCUUCAAGGAAAACAGUUCAGAUCCUUCUCUAAGUGAUGCCUUGCUUUCCUCCUAUUUAUUUACCUACUUAAUUUAUAUAGCUGCCCCAUAGCAGAAGUACUCUAGGAAGCCAAUGUGGUGUAUAGUAUUACCUUGGAUCCCAAAUGCCUUGGAUGUUUUAGCUCCCGAAUGCCGCAAACCCAGAAGUGAGUGUUCUGGUUUGCGAACGUUCUUUGGAACCCGAACGUCCAACGGGGCUUUCACAGCUUCCGAUUGGCUGCAGGAAGGUUUCCGAACAUUUGGGAAGUUGAGCGGACUUCUGGAACGGAUUCCAUUUGACUUCCAAGGUAUGGUAUGACUGUAGUGGUUAGUGUGUGAAACUAGCACCUCAAGCCUGGGCAGCGUAUAUGGAGGUCCUGGGACUUGCUGAUGUUGUCCAAAGGAAAGCAGAGGAAUACCUUUGGCUGCAGGACUUGCUGGAAGUAGGUGUACAAGGCGCCAUCCAACUGCCUUAGGGACUCCACUAAGGAUCUGUAUAGGGUUUACUCCUUAGCCCUUUCUUUUCUAGAAGAUAUCCUUCAAGGAAGCUGAGUUUUAGGAUCAGAGUUUUCCUUCUGGACGGGCUACUUUCCCAGGUUGACAGGCCUCAUCUGCCCCUCACUUCCCACAACAGCAUGUGCAGAAACUGCCUUCUUGACCAUUGGAUCCACUAUUGGUCUCGUCCGCUCAAUCCGCCAGAGUCUGUUUUCACAUGCAGGGGAUCUCCAUAACUCACUUAGGGUUUGAGACCCAUCGGCUACCCUCACCUGGUUUAGCCAGCCAGUCUAAGUCAUUCCUGGGAUAGAUAGAUAAUUUAUUACAGUCGGAGACCAGCUUAUAAAACACACUUGGGGGUACAGUCACAGAAGAAAAACAAACAAUUAAAACAAUGUACAACAAUAAAUUUAAAAACAAUGUACAACAAUAAACUACCGCAGGGAGUUGAUCCAGAGUCACACAUGGAGCCGAGUUUGGGGAUUUUCAUAACGAACUAGUUUGAGUUGGGAGAUGGUCUGUACCUACAGAUCUGUACACAGAAUCUGGCGACCAUCCAGGUCGUCUUCUGAUCUUUGCCUAACAGGAAAAGGUUGAAUUUUUGCAUUUCCGGGAGGUCAGCGAGCCUCACCAGUAGGGGAUCAAUGGUCUUACUAUGUGCCUCUUCAUAAAAGGGACAUCUAAAGAACAAGUGUUCUGGGCUUCCUAUCUCUCCAAAAGAACAGGCACAAAGUCUCUGAGCAUAUGGGACUUUUUUAAAGGCUCCUUCCAGGACCGGCGAGGGCAGAGCCGAGCUGCUGGCGAGUGUAAAGGCCCUUCUUGCAUUUUUAGAUACGAGAAAGAAGAGAAAUGCUGCCGGUGCGGCUAUAUAUCUCUCAAUUUCUCCAAUUUUAUAGUUAGGGCACCUUGAGCAGUCCUGUUGUCUCUCGGUGUCUAUGAUUCUUUGCCUGACCGUAGCUUUUGCCUGGCUCAACCCCAUCAUUCCUGGGGUGUGGCCGCUGUUGCAUGCUGACAGCUUAUAGGAGCCACAGGUGAGAGCUGAGUGCAAGGUGGGGACCAAAGGUGGAAAACUAUCCCAGAAGGAGCACAGUGUGUCCCCACCAGAGGUACUACCCCUCCCUUAGCACCCCAUACACCCUAGGAGAGGGUUUAGGGCCACAGUAAAAGCCAUGUGAGUGAUCAGCAGUGGUGCCACAGCAGCCAAUUUAAUUCACAGCUGAAGUCCUGGAAGGGGGGGGGGGGCAGAAUGAGGCAAAUCCCUCUUCCACUUUUCAUUCUUGUGAGCGCCUUUCAUAACAAUAGAUUGUCAUUGUCUUUAAGAGGAAUGCUGGACAUGUCUGUCACAUAAAGUGUAAAUUGCUUCUAAGUUGUAAUAAUAGCAUUACUGAUCACAUCAAAGUGCUUCAUGAAAUCUUUGCAUAUCACCCUGUUUGACAGGAUGUGAUUGUGUUGUAAACACUUUUCUGUCAGGGUUUCUGUCAUCAGUCUUAAGAUGGACUUGGGAAUAGGCAAGGCUAUUCCCAAAAAUGUGAUACAGAGCAGUAGCAGUCUUCACAGGGAACCAGGGAAGGGAAUUCAAACAUGCAGGGAGCAUUCAUAAAAUGGCAAACUAAUUUGGCUGCGUAAAGUAGUUCAGAACCAUUCCAGAUGCAACACUGGCUGCCGCGUUACUUAAAAGCACUUCAGGAGGGAAACAGAAUUAAGUUCUAAUGCGUCCUGAAGACCAGUGUCAAAAAACAAUGCCCUCCCAAAGAAGUCAACCUUGUCUUUUGUUUGAGAUUAGAAUACAUAUUUCUAUCAAUGGUCUCACCUGAAUAUAAUACUAAUAAACCUGAAGCCAGCCAUUAUUUUUUGAAUAAUACAAUAUUAGUAACACAAUAAAUAAUAUAAAGAAUAAACUGGUCAUCAAGGGAUCAGGUAGUUUAUGUAUUUAAUAUUUUAUAAGCCACUUUUCUGCAUUAAAAAAAAAUCACAAUUUUUAACCAUUAUUUUGAGUGUAACAAAAUUAAGUGCACAGUCAAUAACAUUACUAGGUGAAAUGAAGCAUCAGCUAUAGAAAAAAAUGAAAUUUAGUCUGUCUGAAUAAAAAUAUCAUGUCUGAUUUAGCUCUGUUCAGACUCAAGAUGUAUUCCAAAACCACAGCACCACUACUGAGAAGGCCCUGUCCUUGUCAACAAUAUUUCAGAGGUCAGUGUGCCAGAGAGCACACUGACUCAAGAAGGUUCAUAUAGAGAAGGCAAUUAUAGAUGGAGGAAGCCCUGAAAAUAUCUUAGGCUGUUAUGCAAUUGCUCCUCUCUUUAAAUCUAGCCUGUGACUGCCUCUCAUCUGUCUGGUAGAUGUUCUAUGCCUAAGAAAAAACAGGAAGAGGGCUCAACUCUGCUCACAGGCAUAUUUUCGCUUUCUGGCUAUUGUGAAUUUUGGAGAAGGCAUUACAAACUAUGUGGGCAAGGCGACAGUUAUUUUUCUGUAUUUCAAUUUUCAUACGCACCCUUCAACAGGUUCCAAAGUCAUGUUUUAGGAAACUAAAAUGACAACAACAAAAAUUGUAUAAAAGAGUAUAAAAGAGCAUAUAAAAGCAGCAGAAAUAAAAACAAACUCCAAACAGCAUGAGAGUAACACAGUUUGGGAACAUAAAAAGGUCUUUUCCUGGUGUUGAAAUAACAUAAAAGGUAAAGGUAAAGGACCCCUGGAAGGUUAAGCCCAGACAAAGGCGACUAUGGGGUUGCGGCGCUCAUCUCGCUUUCAGGCUGAGGGAAUCAGUGUUUGUCCACAGACAGCAUUUUGGGUCAUGUGGCCAGCAUUACUAAACCGCUUCUGGCACAACGGAACACCGUGACAGAAACCACAGCGCAUGGAAACGCCGUUUACCUUCCCACCGCAGCGGUACCUAUUUAUCUACUUGCACUGGCGUGUUUUCGAACUGCUAGGUUGGUAGGAGCUGGGACAGAUCAACGGGAUCUCACUCUGUCAUGGGGAUUCAAACCGCUGACCUGCUGAUCGGCAAGCCCAAGAGGCUCAGUGGUUUAGACCACAGUACCACCCUCGUCCCCAUCAUGCAUCCACCAUCACGCAAGCUUCCCUGUGGGGAGAGCAUUCCACACAGCUUUCCAGGGUUGUAAAGACUGUGGAGAGAAUAAUUGGGUGCACUCUUCCCACCUUGCAUCAAACCUAUACUUACAGGUGCCAUAAGAAAGCUGCAGAGAUAGUGCAGGGUAGUGCACACCCCGGAAAUGAUCUCUUUCAGCUUCUGCCUUCUGGAAGAAGGUACAGGGUUAUAAAGACUAGGACUAGCCGCCUGAGAAACAGUUUCUAUUCAAAUGCAAUUUUGGUUUUAAACGCAGUGUAAGGUAGCCUUUAUGUGAGUAUAUUGUAUUCAGUUAUGGGGUAUCAGAGUUUUAGGGGCUUACCAGGCUGGGAUUGCUGGGAUAGCAGGCUUGUGGGUUUUUGAAUGUCUGAUGUAGAUAUUUUCAAUUUCGUUGUUCUGUAUGGGACAAUGACAAUAAAGAGUAUCGUAUCGUAACAUCGUGAUAUAUCACCAGCUAAACAUUAUGAAGGGACGCGGGUGGCGCUGUGGGUUAAACCACAGAGCCUAGGACUUGCCGAUCAGAAGGUCGGCGGUUUGAAUCCCCGUGACAGGGUGAGCUCCCGUUGCUCGGUCCCAGCUCCUGCCAACCUAGCAGUUCGAAAGCACGUCUAAGUGCAAGUAGAUAAAUAGGUACCACUCCAGCGGGAAGGUAAACGGCGUUUCCGUGUGCUGCUCUGGUUCUCCAGAAGCGGCUUAGUCAUGCUGGCCACAUGACCCAGAAGCUGUACGCCAGCUCCCUCGGCCAGUAAAGCGAGAUGAGCGCCACAACGCCAGAAUUGGUCACGACUGGACCUAAUGGUCAGGGGUCCCUUUACCUUUACCUAAACAUUGUGAUAGACCAAUAUAUCAUGAUGUCUGAAAUAAGCAUGUAGAGGCGACUGAGGUAGUGUCCUGCUACUACUUAGGGGUCCAAAACUGAUGCAUUUUUACUUACGUAUAAUGUAUUGUUCCACCUGCUAUUUUAUAGUACAGAGCAACAGGGCAGCAGGAAUCAUGAGAGAAGUGAUGGCUGGCAUCACGGUUUUUCCCAUAUCACAGUUUUUUACAUAGCACACACACAUAUUGAUAUUAUCGCCAUGUCAAAUAUUAUGAAACCAUUAUCACGAUGAUGAUGAUAAUAAUAAUAAUGAUAAAAAAAUAAAUUCUAUUUAUACCCCGCCCUCCCCAGCCGAGAGUCAAGGCUCAGGGCGGCUAACACCAAGUAUGAAACAAUUGAUUAAAAUACAACUUAAAAACAAGAUUAAAAUACAACAUUAAAAUGCAGCCUCAUUUCAGUAGAACUCAAAUCAAAAAACUUUUUGGGGAUGAAAACGUCAAAUCUUUUACCAAGGCCUACUGUCCAGACUGGUCCGACGUGGGCCAGAAAAAAACAGUCAGGGAAGUCCCCAAUUAGGAGUUCCAUCAUAGAAGGAAAAAGGAAAGGGGGAGGGAUGCAGACUUCAAACCGAUUUUGGACGAUGUAUUGAUACGUUGCCCAGACCUACCACCAUCCUGUUCUCAUGGUGGUCGUCCAGAAUCUUGUGGGAAACUAGCGAGCACUCUCAUCUCCCAUGGUUUGCAAGAGCACUCUCAUCUCCCAUGGUUUGCAGCCACUGGUAUUCAGAAGUAUUGCUUUAGAGACAGAGCACAGCCAUCAUGGCUAGUAGCCAUUGAUAGCCUUCUCCAUGAAUUUGUCUAAUUGUCUUUGAAAGCCAUCCAAGUUGGGGGCCAUCACUGCCCCCUCGGGGAGAAGUGAUGUGGGUGGCUCUGUGGUCUAAGCCACUGAGCCUCUUGGGCUUGCCGUUCCAUUGCACCAGAAGCGGUUUAGUCAUGCUGGCCACAUGACCCGGAAAGCUGUCUAUGGACAAAUGCCGGCUCCUUCAGCCUGAAAGCAAGAUGAGUGCCACAACCUCAAAGUCAAAUUGAACUGGACUUAACCGUCCAGGGGUCCUUUACCUUUUUACGUACCUUGGGGAGAGAACCCCAUAGUUUGACUACGCCCUGCUAGGAUGUGUUGAAUUUUUUUUACCUUUCAAAUUCCCAAAAUAAGGGAUGCUAAAAAGUUGCAACGUGACUUGGGAAUUCAAAAGAGAUUUGGGUUAAAUUAAUAUAAUUCAGUUUUGCUCGGUAAAUAACUACAUCAAAAACACCGACUUUUUUUAAUUUUUGAGGAAUUUCCAGUCAUUUUAAACUUGUCUUAUUAUUCUUUUAAAAUUGCAUAAAAAUAAUUAAAAACAUUUGCCUAGUAUUUGCAGUAACGUAUAUAUAAAUAUUUUAUUAUUUCUAUAUUAUAGUAUUUUAUAUUGUAUAUUACAAUUACACACACAUAAUUCACUAAUGUUGUGCUGUAGUUGUAUCUGCUUCUUUGGUAGGUUGAAUAAUCUUUUAUCAGUGUGUUAAAAAUUACUUGUCUGCCAGUGCUAAUACUACGGCCAUCCUAACGGGUGGGAAUUGACCUACAAUGGCUUCUUCAAGACUGGGGACAUUCAUUCACGCAUAUGAGCCACCUAAUUGGAACUGGCAGAGAGUUGUUGCCCUUUGAACUCCCAACUCUGCCAGAUGACCGGUUCUGUUGGAUCACAUCAGAUUGGCUUGCCAGAUCUGUCUGAGAAGCUAAAAAGCAGAAACAGCCAGAAGACUUGCUGAAUCUGCUGCUUUGCCAGCCAUUCAAGCGCUCAGCAUGGCAGCAUAAUGUGAGUUCAAGCCCCACAUUGGGCAAAAAGGCUCCUGCACAGCAGGGGGCUGGACUAGAUGACCCUUGUGGGCCCUUCCAACUCUACGAUUCUUCAGGUUGCAGCAAAAGACGCGUUUAUCUAGUCUACCUCUUUCCAGCCCAAAUCCAGCGCUCAACUGAAUGCAAUAACAAACUCCCGCCUGAAACCCGGAAGACUCACUGCUGACCAGAUGGAGCAGUGUUCUUCCUUUUGUUGUUAUUUAGUCAUUUAGUCGUGUCCGACUCUUCGUGACCCCCUGGACCAGAGCACGCCAGGCCCUCCUGUCUUCCACUGCCUCCCGCAGUUUAGUCAAACUCAUGCUGGUAGCUUCGAGAACACUGUCCAACCAUCUUGUCCUCUGUCAUCCCCUUCUCCUUGUGCCUUCCAUCUUUCCCAACAUCAGGGUCUUUUCCAGGGAGUCUUCUCUUCUCAGGAGGUGGCCAAAGUCUUGGAGCCUCAGCUUCAGGAUCUGUCCUUCCAGUGAGCACUCAGGGCUUCAGAAUGGAGAGGUUUGAUCUUCUUGAAGUCCAUGGGACUCUCCAGAGUCUCCUCCAGCACCAGAAUUCAAAAGCAUCCAUUCUUCGGCGACCAGCCUUCUUGAUGGUCCAGCUCUCACCUCCAUACAUCACUCCAUCCUUUCGCCCCUGGUCAAAUCCUGGCUCUCUCCAGUGACCUCGACACGCAACUCUCCCGCUUCCGCCCUGGGGGCCAAAACAAAACCCCCAAAGCAUCAGAGAAACGGAAGCUGAGAUUUCAUGCUCCCGUCUAAUAAUUAAGGCAGGUCUGGGAGAGCACCGUCGAAGUAUGCAGAUGAAGUAGGGCGCUGAUUGGCUGCAGGGCGGGGGAGUGUCUCUUUCGGCGGCCAAGAGAAGCUCCGGCGUGAGCGUCUAUUGGCUCGCCGAGCUGGGCCGGCAACAAUGGAGGGCGUGGCCAGGGCCCGAGGGCCCGCCCCCUCCGGCCGCCUAUAAAGCGCGCGGGGCAGCAGCGCGGCUCCUGCUGCAGCAGUAGUUCUCCGAGCGCCGGCGGGAGAGGCUCAUUGACGCGGACGCUCCCCCGGCUGGGCCGUCGAUCCUCGCUCCGCACGCUCCGUCCAGCGCUCCGGAGGAAAGGGGUCUCCCCGAGCCGAAGCCGGCCAUGUGAGUAGCCGGGCUGGGUGGUGGGUGAGGGAGCCCGCCCUGCCCUGCUGCGGUCCGUCCUGCGCUGCGCUGCCGCCUUCCCCUGCGCGGCUGCGGCACCUGCCGAGUUGCGCAUUGCAGCACCCGCUCCCGCCCCCGCCCCCGAUCUCCUUCCCGCCGUCCGUUCCCGGCUGCCCGGGGCUGAAGUCAGAUGGGGCGCCGGUGGCGCAGCAUCCCGCCCCAGGUGGCCGCGGCUCUCCGGCCAGCUGCGCUUUUCUCCUUUAUUUUUUGCCUGCAGCAGUUGCCCUGCUCUCUCCCCUCUGUCUCCCGUGUCCCGCAGCAUCGCUUCCCAUUCGAAACAUUGGCUGCUCGUAGCGAAGCUAAGGGCGGCUCCGUUGUGUGUGUGGGCUAGGAAAAAGGGAAUAGAUGCGCGGGGAUGGCUAUGGGGGGCUUUUUCGCACGUGACGGCGCCUGCACGUGUGAAUGUAAAUAUGCGGGAACGGUCGAAAGGACGGUGGUCAAGCCAAUGCGGGUUUUGCGGUUGGGGUAAAGCAGAAAGUCGCCAAAACCUUUGGGUUUGGUGUCAUGUGUGACCGAGGCGGCUCUGCCUGGCAUGUGCCACUAGGGGCGGGGGAAGGGAGUGCGGAAACCGCCUUUGCAUGAGCUUGUGUGUGAAGGAAUCCGUCAGAGCUCAGCAAAAUUAUAUUAAGCUGACCCUAGAGAUCUGGGUAGCAGAUAUUGAGGGAUGGGAGAGAAGAGAGACCUGUGGUUUUGAGAUAGAAGGGUGACUUAGAGUAGAAACACACAGUUUUGUCUCUGCUUUCCUUUGGACUUCUGCAACUAUGAAGUCUUUGCCGUCUCCAGUGAAAGCAUGCUUCCAUCCAUGUCCUUUUAUCUGUGGGCCAACCAAUGGCUGCCCAGUGGUGCUGCCUCAAACACUUUGUGGCAGAUUGUGCUAGACUAGUCAUUGGUCCAGUAUAUCCUGGUGCCUUCGUUCCAUGCCCACAGUUGCCAUGCAAAAAACCCAGCCUUUCUCUCAGAACUGGGGCUUAGCUGCUAGUUCCCCUGACCUCUCCUCUCUCGCUGCAGGAAGGAAUUAUUAUGGCAGCAAAAACCCAAGGAUAUUGGUAGCAAAAUUCUCCCGUGGCAAAAAACAACGGUCCAGCCUUGUGACACAGCAGUUAUUUUGUGUUUGCCCACACCUUAACAGACCUGGGAGCUUGCUGGGUUUUCCUGGAUGCUGAAGAAGCUGUUUGACCUUGUUUGCUGCGACGUUUGCUCUGGCGGUGUAAUCGCAGCCACAGUAUUACAGAGCACUUCACACAUCCACAUCCUAGGAAGCCUUACAGCAGCCUUGUAAGGGAGGCCAGUCCUCCCAUAUUGCAGGUUGAGGAUGCUUAGGCGGACAGUGGCUUGCCUACAACUGCCUAGGCUGUUGCUGAGGUUUCGUCCUGGGCUCAUAGCUCAUACUUGCCCAUGAUACUAGCUGUGUCGCCCUGAUUUUAUCCCUCAUGGACAGGUGUCCCUGGCAGGUCACAAACCAGUUGAGGAGCAGUAAGAUCUCACAGCAUUGUUGCUUAUUAUCAGCUGUUUGUAUUCUUGAUUUCUAUCUCACUUGGCGUGUUUAGCUUCAGUUGCAAUCUCUGUAGCAUUUCCUAGCUUAAGAGCAUUAGACGAGCCACACUAGAUCAGGCCAGCGGUAACCCAGCCACAUGCAUCUGGGAAGUUGUAAGAAGGGUAUAGAGGCAAAGGUUCCUGCCUCUGUUUGUCCCCUAGCAAGCUGGUCUUGAGAGAGAUGUUUCCUAUGAGCAUAGAGGUCUACUUUGGCUGUCAUGGCAUGUGGAUGUGGAGAUCUGUCUUCUAAGCCAGAAAUGGGGAACCUGUGGUCUUCCAGAUGUAGAUUAGCGAAUCGUGUAGAUCCAUCUCAGUCAGCAUAGCCAGUAGUUAGGCAUCAUGGGAGUUGUAGUCUUACAACUGUUGGAGGACCACAGGUUCCCCAUCUGUGCUCCACGCCAUCUAAACUAGUGGUCUUCACUGCGUCUUGUACCACCCUUUGCUUGAAGUUCUUCUCGGGUGACCUUGAGUUCCAUGGCUGGACGAAGAGAAAAGCUUCUCUCUUCUGUGCGCAAUCAUCUCAUGUUUUGAGUCUUUCUUUUGGCUUAAGGAAAAGCAGUUGGGUGCUCUUCACUUUCCUUCAUGGGGAAAGUAGCCCAGCUCUUUGAUCAUUUUUGGUUACCCUCUUCUGUGUCUUUUCUAGCUUUAGAAUGCCCUUGGCUGCCUUCUGUUCUGCUAGGAAUACAACAUUUGGGGCUGUCGUUUCUAGUUGCAGUUUAGUUGCUUAUCUCUGUGGCUGAGGGCCCCUAUGUGGGUAUCUGGAUGUCCUCAGCCACGCCCUUGGCGCCCACCAAGGCACAUUGCCUCUCCAAGUUUCCAAAUUUUUAAUGUUUUUUUUUCCUGGGUGGGGGUAUUGUUUGGGGGACUUUCCUGCUUUUGUGGGGUGUUUCCUGCUUUCUUCUGUCUGCGUCUUAUCUGUUGGGAGGGGUGUGUUAAUCUUUUGCUUGAUUGGGGGCGAUGGGAAUGUUCUGAGCACCAGCAGUUUUUCUUUUGUGGUGCCCACAGCAGUCAUUUAGCCUCUCCAGAAGUGCCCGUAUUCCCCCAAAGGUUGGGGACAUCUCUUCGGGGCGAGCACCAGACACGUGUGACCACUUCUCUCCCCCCCCCAAAUAAUAUUUAUUAUUUUCAGUAGAUAAACAUAGUAUAGAAAAAAAGAUUAACAUAAAGACAAGCAAUAAAUAAAAGAAAAAGAGAAAAGAGAAAAAAGAUACAUACAGCAUAUUACCACUUAAUUAAUUAAAAUUAAGUACCAUCCAUCUUCAUAAACAUAGUAUUUGACUUCCUCGAAUCUCUUCCAUCCGAAUUUCUUAGUAAUUAUAUGUAGCAGUUUCCAAUAUCAGUGUUUCAAAAGACCAUAUCACAGUCUUAAUCAUAUUACAUAGCUUUCCUUAUUGUACAUUUCCUUAUUUAUAAAUUUAAUUCCAUUUUAAUCCUAGGCAUAAUUGUUACUUUCAAGUGGUUACAUAUCUUUAAUAUUAGUGUGACUACUUCUUGCACCUAAUAUGCCUCCACAGGUCUGAUCCAGCUCAGCAACCAGGGACGGGGCAAGAAGGGGAAGAAAAUGCUGGAGGCCCCCCUGGAGCACCCCCAAAUUUGACCAGCAAUCGCCGCCUGCAACAGACCCAAGCGCAGGUGGAAGAAGUAAGUUGCUUAACCUCCUGAGCUGUUCUCGUUGGGUCUUCAUGCUUUCUUCGUUUCCAGGUGAAUUCAGCUGUCCCUUUUCUUCUCUCUCCCCCCCCUCCCCCGCCUCCAUCCCUCUCAUUCAGGUGGUGGAUAUUAUGCGUGUGAAUGUGGACAAAGUCUUGGAGCGAGACCAGAAGCUAUCGGAAUUAGAUGAAAGAGCAGAUGCGCUCCAAGCUGGUGCUCAAGUAUUCGAAAGCAGUGCAGCAGCGCUCAAGAGAAAGUAUUGGUGGAAGAACUGUAAGGUGAGCUUUGGAGGGAGUGGGAGCACACAGCAAUUUUACACUGGUAGAUUGAGACAACAGUCACAGUCCUAUUGUGCUGCUGUUCCCUGAACUGGAGGGGGAGGGCCCAUCUACUGGAAGUAGAAUGAAUGCUCUGAGAUUCCAGGUUCAAUGCCUAGAAUUUCCAGGGAAAAUAUAUGUAUGGGUAGCAGGGCCGGGGAAUAAAAAAAUCUGUGCCUGACACUAGAGAGUUGCUGGUAGUUGUAAUAAAAGGUAAAGGGACCCCUGACCAUUAGGUCCAGUCGUGACUGACUGUGGGGUUAUGGCGCUCAUCUCGCUUUACUGGCCGAGGGAGCAGGCGUACAGCUUCCAGGUCAUGUGGCCAGCAUGACUAAGCCGCUUCUGGCGAACCAGAGCAGCGCACGGAAAUGCCGUUUACCUUCCCACCUGAGUGGUACCUAUAUAUCUACUUGCACUUUGACGUGCUUUCGAACUGCUAGGUUGGCAGGAGCAGGGACCGAGCAACGGGAGCUUACCCCGUCGCAGGGAUUCGAACCGCCGACCUUCUGAUUGGCAAGUCCUAGGUUCUGUGGUUUAACCCACAGCGCCACUCGCGUCCCUGUCAGCUAUAAUAGACCAGCCUUAAUCAACCUGAUGUUCUCCCUGAUGUUCUGGGCUCCUAGCUCUCUUCAGCCCCAGCUAGCAGAUCCAGUGCUUGGGAUGAUGGGUACUUACAGUGCUGGGGAGGGGGGCACCAGGUUGGUGGUAAGAGGCACUGGACUUUGCGGACGUGCGGUCUCACUUGGUACGAGGCAUUUUUUAAAAUGCCCACCUUAGUGAGGGUGCUGUGUUGGUGAAGAAUGUGUGAGCUCAUGGUGACUCUUCUCCCCAGAUGAUGAUCAUGCUGGGAGUGAUCUGUGCCAUUGUGGUCAUCGCAAUUGCACGUAAGUACCAAGGGGGAGCCAGGGGGGACUGGGCUUGUGACCCCUCCCUGAGCACCGGAUAA